AUGAACAAUCAAAAGCACCUCCGAGUCGACAUGACACUCCAGAACAUCAGUCCAUCUCCCGCUCAGACUCGUCCGUGUCUGAUCUAUACCGGCCCUUUCAUGGGAUUUAAGUCGAGGUGUUUUCUUCGCUGUGUCGUAUUCACUCUUACUAAUGUGGGAAUAGCAACUCACCCCAACUCACUUUUGUACAGGUUGACAUUGCUGGAUAUAGUGACUGCUCACACCGUCCUGCCAGGGCGUGAUGACACUGCACUGUUACUCGAAGCAGCAAUGCGGAGCCAAGGAUGGAUGGGAGGCAGGAUGGAAGAGAAGCAGAGAGCAUUGGAUGAACAACUUAAACGUAAAGGAAGACAGAAAAGCGUACACGAGAAUAUCUCAAAAGUGCUUGGCCUACAGAAUCAAUGGUGGGAUUCCUGCGAGGAAGAUGAAGGUUUCUCGUCAGAUGAUCCUGAUGGCGAGGAUGAUCAACUUGAUGAAGAAUUGUAUGUGAGUCACAUAUCCUCUGAAAUUCCAGUUGCGGUGCCUUACCUUGUUAUGGAGACUCUGAAACUAGACUUUACAUCUAUGCUCGCAUGGUCUCCAUAAGAACUUUCACAUAUUUUCGACGCAGUUAUCACAACCUGCCAU
This is a messenger RNA of Suillus bovinus, 627 nucleotides long. RefSeq lists its product as uncharacterized. The record is from RefSeq and is a predicted model, not a curated record. NCBI's taxonomy places the organism in Eukaryota, Fungi, Basidiomycota, Agaricomycetes, Boletales, Suillaceae. The coding region runs from base 1 to 585 and encodes 194 amino acids. The transcript has a single exon.